Messenger RNA from Erpetoichthys calabaricus (reedfish), 5991 nucleotides. It is a transcript of the gene esr1, whose product is annotated as estrogen receptor 1. The transcript has 8 exons. NCBI's taxonomy places the organism in Eukaryota, Metazoa, Chordata, Cladistia, Polypteriformes, Polypteridae. Gene Ontology annotation, molecular function: zinc ion binding; nuclear estrogen receptor activity; DNA-binding transcription factor activity. Bases 232 to 1962 code for a protein of 576 amino acids. Gene Ontology annotation, cellular component: nucleus. The record is from RefSeq and is a predicted model, not a curated record. Gene Ontology annotation, biological process: steroid hormone receptor signaling pathway; regulation of DNA-templated transcription.
GAUUCAGCACAUCUCUUUGUGAGUUGAGAGUGGCUUUCAGUUUUGGGGAGAGAUGGAUUAUAUUCUUUUGAGCCACUAGGUGGGAACGUGGAGAAAGGAAAAAAAAAAAAGAAAAAGAGGCAGAAAGGAAGCUUAAAUUCUCGUGCAUGCACAUGCACACACACACAAACACACACACACACACACACGUUCACACGCACAAAACAUGGCACUUAUCUGUUUAUUCUAAUCAUGGCCAGGCCACCUUACAGCAAGACUCCCGGAGUGGCACUGCUGCACCACAAGACUGAUAACAGAGAGCUGGAGGCAUUCAGCGGCACACCCGCAAAACUACCCUGUGAAAAGGCACUCAGUGAGAUGUACUUGGAGGAAAACAGGACCUGCACGCCGGUUGGCUAUCUGGAUGGCACGUAUGAGUUUGCUGCUGCUGCCACUACUGCUGCUGGGCCCCUUUACAACUCGGCAACUUUGGGAUACCACUCAACUACUCCAGAGCCACACAGUUCAGCUCCCGAGGGAAAUAUGCACUCCCUGGGGAGUGUGCAGACCAGCCCCAUGCUGUUUCUUCCUUCCAACCCACAGCUCUCGCCGUUUAUCCACCACCACCACCACCACCACAGCCAGCGGGUCCCUUACUACUUGGAGAGCGACCAGGGAAGUUACCAUCUGAGGGAGGCCACCCCCAUGCCUCUGUUCAGACCACAUAUGGGAAGCAGAUACCAGGGCCCCCAGGAGAAAAACGUUUCAUCAGCAGCGCUGUCCGAGACUAGCAAGGAGACACGGUACUGCGCUGUGUGUAGUGACUACGCUUCUGGCUACCAUUAUGGAGUCUGGUCUUGUGAAGGAUGUAAGGCCUUUUUUAAAAGAAGCAUCCAAGGACACAACGACUACAUGUGCCCUGCUACGAACCAGUGCACCAUUGACAAGAACAGGAGGAAAAGUUGCCAGGCCUGUCGUUUACGAAAGUGCUAUGAAGUGGGAAUGAUGAAGGGAGGACUACGUAAAGAUCGACGUAGUCGCCACUCUGUGAAACUGAAGCGCAGAUCAAGCCAACAAGAUGAAAAAAAUCACUGUGCAGGAUCUGACAGAAAGCUGGCCACUGCACUGGAUCCACAGCCUCUUCACAAAGAGACAAAAAGCAUAGUGAUGAGUCUUUCAGCUGAACAGAUCCUCUUCUUACUACUAGAGGCUGAACCUCCAACACUGUGCUCGAAACAGAAUCACAGCAAACCGUACACUGAAGUGUCCAUAAUGAACCUGCUCACUAAUUUGGCUGAUAGAGAACUGGUUCACAUGAUAGCGUGGGCCAAAAAAAUCCCAGGCUUUAUGGAUUUAGUUCUCCAUGACCAGGUGCAGCUACUGGAAUGUUGCUGGCUAGAGAUCUUAAUGAUUGGCCUCAUCUGGCGUUCAGUGAACCAUCCUGGGAAACUGUUCUUUGCUCCAGAUUUGAUGCUUGACAGGUCUGAAGGAAGCUGUGUUGAAGGAAUGGCAGAGAUUUUUGACAUGCUUCUAGCCACUGUCUCACGAUUCCGGUCCCUAAAUGUCAAAAAUGAAGAAUAUGUUUGUCUGAAGGCGACCAUCUUAUUAAACUCUGGUGCAUUUCCCAUGCUGUCCAGCUCUGCAGAAAACAUAAGUGAGAGCAACAGCAUUCAGCUGAUCCUUGACAAAAUCUCGGACGCUCUCUUCUAUUUUAUCAGCCAGUCAGGCCUUUCUCUGCAGCAGCAGUCCCGGAGGCAGGCCCAACUUCUCCUCCUCCUCUCACACAUUCGCCACAUGAGCAACAAGGGAAUGGAGCACCUGUACAACAUGAAGUGUAAGAAUGUUGUUCCCUUAUAUGACCUCCUGCUGGAAAUGCUGGACGCACAUCGUCUUCACUCAGGAGAUACUGAAUUAAAGAAGACGUGUGAUGAGAAGGGUUUUCUGAACUUCUCUGUUACAAGUGGGAUGAAUGUGCAGAAAUAAAUCCCUUCCAAUGCUCUUGUCUACUGCAGGUCACAGUGCAGCAUUCCUCAAUUUUGUUUUUUUAAUUCCCACCUACAAAUCCGCACACUCCCAGCGUUCAAAAUACCAAACGAAGGAAUCACUGCCUACUGUCUUAAAGGACAAUUAUUUGACUUGCAGCUGAUUUGUGCAAAUGGAUACCAAAAUGUUGCCUUAGCACUGGGAAAUGUUAGAGUAAUCUAUAAAUAAUAUAAAUCAUGUUGCUUAGCAAGACAACACUAGAGCAUGUUGGGUGUUGACAUUUGAUCACAUGUAUCUGCCAAAAAAAAAAAAUCAUUUGCUGCUUAAAAAAUGCACCAAAAUGCUCAGUGCCUGAAGUGGAAACAAAUAUGUGCUGGUGCUCUCUGUCCACGUCAGCUUCUUGGCUCUUCUUUGUGCUGCCAAUUGUACCCGAUUUCUUAAUUGAGUCGAAGUGGGGGGAGACCCCCUUGGAGGUUUGAUCACAAUGAGAUAUGUCCAGUAAAUUGGAGAGCUUGGGGGGGAUCCCUAGGAAUUUUGAUCAUGGUGAGAUAUUUACAUUGGAUUAAAGAAUGGUGUGGGUGGAUUAGGAGGCCCUUUAAGGUCAGACUGGGAAGUAACAAUUACUGUAACUGGAAGAGUGCUGGUGUGCACCGGCCUACUCCAAGGCCUGCAAAUGCUAACAUCUUAAGGAAAACUUCUGACUUGAAGUUAAUUAAAAAUAUAAAACUAGCAAAAUGUACGGUAUGUCCAUAACACACAUAACUACCGAGUACCAUUUAUCAUGUGGGAUGCUUUAGUUUGCUCCAUGAUUCCUUUCUUUUUUUCGUAGAGAGUAACUCUAUGUGCUUUCAUCAAACCUUCAGACCAGAAAAGUGCGACGUUCCAGAGGAUACACACGUUACACACACUGGCACCAAGAUAUGCAGCUUGACCAGAGUUUAAUGAGAUCAAUCGACUUCUGGACUAAGUUUACGAAACAAAGCAAACUCAACCAAAGAUGUGCGCUUGCCUCUGAAGGAGUGAAUCUUCUGCUCUGCGCCACAGAAGAACAUCAGCACUCCACUCUAGAGGAGGCUGACGAUAACUUUAGUUCGCUCCAGGAACGUUCCUUCAGCUUAGCAGACUAAAAGAUUUAUUUCCCGUGCUGUGCUAGGGUCAGUGAGGCAGAGUUUGCAAAUUUAAAUGAAGAUGUAGCAAGUCUAAGGCAGGUCCAAUAUUGAAUGUGAUAUGUCGGACAUUAAAGACGGUGAAUUUACAUCGCAGAGAUUGUGCUGGAGUUAACAAGUGAAUCUCUUUGUUUUGAGAGGUAUCAGCUCUCUAUGGAUGAAAACGAGAUCAAAUGUUCCAUGCCUAAGAUAAAUAUUUAUUUCGCUUGACUGGCCAAGUCACUAGUUUGUUCUUGCGUUGAGGUUGGUUAUGAUCAAGUCAAAGAUUUGUGCUAACGUGGAGACAGACAUGUGGUCAAAACAACACAAGGCCAUUACAGUACGUAUACAAACGUAAUGCACAAUUUCAACGCAAUGACACAUUUUCAGACUUUUGAGACCAUUAAUUAAAAUAGUGAAUUAUGCUCCACAAAAAUGCAACAGUUAAAAUGGCCGCACCAAUGUGUUUACGUUUACCAGACCUCAGCUACUGUGCCCCAAAUGUAGAAAGAUUAAACCACAGGCUGAGAUAUGGUGGUGAAAAACUGCAAAGUUGGACUUGUGUAGCAAGCACAUAGGCAUUGUUUUUUUUUAAUAUUAAUUCAUAAUGAGUGAUCUAGUAAUGUAAGAUAUAGAUUUUUUUUUUUAAAUUAGAUCUUUUACGUUAUGUAGAUAACCAUGCAAAUAUCUCUCGACAGAAGUUUUUUGCAUUCUACGUUUUAUUAGGAACAUUCAUAAGUUUAUUUUCUCAACUCACUUGAACAAAGUUAGACAAACUACUGCAUAUCUUGAUAUAUUAACUAGAGAGACGUUCUGUUUCUUUCAGAAAAAUUAUUUUAUGAUUAUUAUUAUUAAAAAGAAUAUCUGAAAAAGUGUCACUUUGCCAAGAUAAGCAGAAUACUUCACUGAUGCCACCUGGUGGUUUUGGCAGGUCUCGACAUUUAAGGUGAAUAUUUUUCAAUGAUUGUAAAGUCAGACCCGGUAGAUGAGUCCAACCGACACCUUAUCCUCUACUCUGUGGAGCUGAUCGCUCUUUCUAAAGGAUACUCACCCGUCCUGCCAUAUUGUGAAGGCUGCUCGGACCUUUCAAAUCCCGUAUUCCUGAGUACAACAAGCAAAUGAGACGAAGAAACUGACAAAGCAUUGUUUUAUUUCUAUUAAUGUUGCUUUUACAUUAACACCACGGAGCAGACGGCGACUGAAUAUCUUAAUGGGGUCGUAUGGAUGCCGCAGUCACUGUCUGAGUUCAUAAGCUUGUGUUGUCACCCAGAAAUCCUGCCUGUAAUAAAAACGCUUUCAAACACUUCCUUUAGUUUAGUAGUUUCGUGCAAUGCUUUUUGCAACUGCCCAAAGAGACUUCUGCAAAGAAGUAUAACAUAAAAGCAAAUACAAGAAGGUGAAAUGGGUAUUCCAUCCAUCCAGUAUCCAACCCGCUAUAUCCUAACUUCAGGGUCUGCUGGAGCCAAUCCCAGCCAACACAGGGUGCAAGGCAGGAAACAAACCCCGGGCAGGGCACCAGCCCACCACAGGGCACACAUGGGACAAUUUAGAAUCACCAAUGCACCUAACCUGCAUGUCUUUGGACUGUGGGAGAACAUGCAAACUCCACACAGGGAGGACCCGGGAAGCGAACCCGGGUCUCCUAACUGUGAGGUAGCAACGCUACCCACUGCGCCACUGUGCCACCUGAAAUGGGUAUUCCCCGCAAUGUAAAACACAGGAAGAAAAAUAGUAAAAUCUCACACAAAAAUAUAUGAAAAAACAAUAAAAAGAAAUGUCCUAAACAUCUAAUAUAUCUGUAAUUAUGGAAAUAUUUUUCACCUAUGUUUAACAUAAUCAAAGUUCAAAUGAUACCUCUUUUUCAGUUUUACACAUAGUGAAGAAAUGCACUCUUAAAGGGGCCAGAGUAGUUCUUCAGAUCAAUGCCAUUAGGAAACCACUUUUGGUUCCCCAAAGACUCAGAAGGUUCCAGAAAGAACUUUUAUUUAUUUAGAUCCAUAACAGGCUCCAUAAAGUAAAUAACCAUGACUAGAUUUGUGCCAUAUCAAUGGCUCCUGAUUUUAAAAGGACUCUCGCUGCAUUUGUGCCACAACACAGGCUAAGUGCAGCUUUUCUUAAUCUGUUAGUGCCCUGAGAGGUCGUCUGCCCAACAUUAAAGAUUUCAUGUGGCUUUUUUUUCCUACACUUUAGCACAGAGAACCAAUUUUAGAUGCAAAGGAUCCUCCCCGAAUAAAAUGGUGCUCUGUCAGGCAAUAGUUCUAUGAGGAACCAUACAACCCAGUAAAGAACCAGAACAAAAAACAUCAUUAAAGAGCCAUUGUUUUUAAGAGUGUACCUGAGACUUUCCUGUUUCUAGUUUUCAUGGAAAAGCUGCAUAGGAGAAGUAGAACCAGAAUUUGAACGUUCUUCACCUCAGCGUCAUCCAUUAGACAAUGAACACCGGUACAUUUCUGUAACAGAAGUUAAGAUGGAUAAGCCCAAUCCUCGUCAUAUAUACACACACACACACACAGAGUCAGAAUUGGGAUUCUCUGCAUACCCCCGACUGCCUUCUCCUCUGGGAAUACGGGCUACUGCUGUGCUCUGCAGUCUACGGGACACAUCUCUGCUAUUUGCUUUGCUUGCAGGUAAAAAACCUUAUUUGGAGGUCUCAUCUGGGCUCCUCAAGACCCAUAGGUACAUGAAAACUGGUAAUAGACAAAGAUCUGAAAGGGAUAAUAAAGAUGAUGAAAUGUUUUAUUUUAUACAAUGCACCUUAUAUGAUCGUUAUCUCUUAAGAACAUGUAAAUAGACAAAUGAAUGUAUUUUGACAGUUUUCUGAAAAAAAAAAACAAAAAAAACAAAAAUCCCCAGUAAACAACAACGAGCUAUCCUGCAACUGACU